AUGGAGUUGCCUCUGUUGCCAAUCGAAGCUGGCGACUUGGUGAGAGAGUUGCGGAAUGCCCUGUCUCCGAGCCUGGAGAUUGUUCUCGGGGCUUUAACACUGGACAUGGUCGAGUACGAUGCCUUGUGUAUCCACCAGGCUGUCUCGGGCAUCGCUAUAGAUGACAAAACUCUCGUCAACAUCCUGAUAUCACGAGACCCAGUGCAUCUGAAAGCGGUGAAAAUCAAGUUUUGGCAAGUUUACGGCAAGGACCUGAUAGACUACCUUCGGCGCGUCACAAACACGGAGUUAGGAGAACUUCUGUUGGUAUUCUCCUGUCUGCGGGAGGGAAAGUCGCCUAGGAGGGAGAGUGACGAACACGUGACAGAGGCGGCGCAACGACUGGCUAAAAAAAUUUCCAGUGGAGAAAAGUCAUAUCUUGAUGUCUUUCACAAGAAAAGUGGAGAUGACAUUCAUAAAAUAUUCCGAAAAUAUACAGAGGUAACAGGCAAAGAUGUGUCGGAGUCAUUUCACAAGUACAAAUCUGGAGAAGUGAGAUUUGCGCUCAUGGCAUUCGCUGACUAUCUUAGUGACCACACACUGUUUUACGUCCACCAGCUGAGGGCGGCUAUGAAGGACCCGGGGGUGGAUGGUAUCAUUCUCAUCCAUAUCAUCGUGUCCCGGGCAGAGAUAGACCUGGGAGAAAUCAAAUCGCGUUAUGUGACGGCGUACGGAGUGACUCUGGAAGACGACCUUAGGAAGCACAAUAUUGCGGACUACGCCCAGGUCCUGCUGGCUAUACUGAGGACAGCCAAAGGGGGAGACGUGAAGGUUGUCGGUGGGAAACCGGGGCAAAAGCAAGAUUCCGGGGGUGGAAACGAAAGCUUGGAAACCUCAUCAACUUCUAAGAGAAGAACAGAUGAGAAAAUACGUGCACAGGGGAAAGGACAUGGACAUGAGCAAGGAGGUGCAGAGGGGCAAGGGGGUGCAGAGGGGCAAGGGGUUGCAGAGGGGCAAGGAGGUGCAGAAGGGCAAGGGGAUGUAGAGGGGCAAGGAGGUGCAGAGGGGUAA
Liolophura sinensis is the source of this 1050-nucleotide messenger RNA. RefSeq names its product annexin A4-like. Gene Ontology annotation, cellular component: nucleus; vesicle membrane; cytoplasm. The record is from RefSeq and is a predicted model, not a curated record. The transcript has 9 exons. The coding region runs from base 1 to 1050 and encodes 349 amino acids. Lineage: Eukaryota; Metazoa; Mollusca; Polyplacophora; Chitonida; Chitonidae. Gene Ontology annotation, molecular function: phosphatidylserine binding; calcium ion binding; calcium-dependent phospholipid binding.